UUCUCGAGUUUCCUAUAACGUAGCUUCUAUUCAUUAUUGUCUCUGUACCUUGCAUGAUGGUGUGACUGCCCCGUUCUACCUUGUUUCUCUCUUCGCCUUACCUUGCCAGCAUCUGGCAAAUCAUUUCUAAAUAUCUCUGGCAUUAGGCGCCACGCAAGCCUAGCUGUCUUCAAAGUCUGAAGAACUCUAGAGCUCAUAUUGCGAACCAACGAAAAUGACGUCUGCCUUCUAUGUCAAGGAGCACCUCGUCGAGGGCCAACACAUCCGGGAAUAUGCCAAUGCCACUGCCCAUUCACAAGACGAAGUUCUCCAUCUGUCUGUAAAACAAUACAUUCCCAGGGACAACCUGCACCCGAAACCCGGUGAUGUUACAGUCAUCGCUUCCCAUGCCAAUGGAUUCGUCAAGGAGCUGUAUGAGCCGCUGUGGGAGGAUCUCGUGAGGGAACUCGGAAAGCAAGGCGUUGGCGUUCGAGGCAUUUGGAUAGCCGAUGUCGCGUGGCAGGGUCAGAGUGGAAUCAUCAAUGAGGACAAAAUUGGAAAUGACCCUUCGUGGCUUGACCACACCCGUGACCUCCUCAACAUGGUCAAUCAUUUCCGGAGGGAGAUGCCUCGCCCUCUUGUUGGGAUUGGCCAUUCGUUUGGUGCCAAUAUCAUCGUGAACUUGGCCCUCAUGCACCCGCGGCUGCUCCAGCAUCUGGUGCUCCUGGACCCUGUUUUAUCCCGCUUUGCCAAACAUGGUCCUGCCUAUGGAUUCUCCCCCAUGAAGCAAUCGUCCUUCCGACGUGACAUUUGGGCGUCCAGGGAGGAGGCCGAAGCGAGUUUCCGCCGCAACAAGUUCUACCAAACGUGGGAUCCGCGUGUCCUCGAUGCCUGGGUCAAGUACGGUAUUCGUGAAACACCGACCAAGUUGUAUCCAGACGCUGGCAAAGCGACCUUGACGACCACAAAGCACAUGGAGGUCUUCACCUACUACCGCCCCACGGCACAAGCCUAUGGCAAGGACGGCAAGAGACAUGUGGAUCGGCAAAAGCUUCCCGACGCGGGCGAUCAUCUGGACAAGUACCCCGACUUUCCCUUCUACCGCCCCGAGGGGACCCUCACGGCAGAGAGGCUACCUGCGUUGAGGCCGAGCGUCUUGUGGGUGUACGGAGGGGAGAGUGAUAUUUCCAGUCCGGAAUCGAAGAAGGAGAAGCGGGAGAUGACUGGUGUGGGGGCCGGGGGCAGCGGCGGUGUGAAGGCUGGCCGGGUAACGGACGUGACGGUUGAUGGGUUCGGUCACUUGGUCCCCAUGGAGGCCACUACUGUCUGUGCCGAAUAUGCCGCCACUUCGAUAGUGCCCGCGAUCGAGAGAUGGCGCCAAGAAGAGGCCGAGUAUCAGAAGUGGGCGAAGAAGUCCGACGUCGAGAAGCAGAUGAUUGAUGACGAGCUAAGAGGGUGGAUCGGUUCUUUGAAGCCGAAGGAGAAGCUGUAGAGAGCUUAGCUGUGUGUUUGCCUUUGCCCUUGUUUCGUUGGGUUGUCAUAUAUCUAGAAUUCGCUCCAGGAAAUACUAUCCAUAGACCGAACUCCCAUGUGUUUCUUCUCCAUUGUUAUUAUAUUUUCCAGGGCAAUUCGGGUGAAUGGCGAGGAGGAUCUCGACUUGUCUCCCCACGGACGUCGAUAUCUGGUUGAUAAUUCGAAUCCUCGUCGGAUACCCUA
Molecule: messenger RNA, 1695 nt
Organism: Phialemonium atrogriseum
Lineage: Eukaryota; Fungi; Ascomycota; Sordariomycetes; Cephalothecales; Cephalothecaceae
Product: alpha/beta-hydrolase
Exons: 3
Coding region: 215-1471 (418 amino acids)
Source: RefSeq, a predicted model, not a curated record